AUGUCGCUGCAUCAAAGACAACUUCAAAUGGGUGGUGAAGGUUCUAACUCCAUCCCGAACGUCGACCCGGACUACCAAAGACUCCCUGCAUUCAUGAAGGUUUUCCACCAGGAACAUUGCAAGGAUGACAUGCGAAUUCCUCCCGAAUUCGUCGGGAUUCACGGGGAUGAACUACCGUUCGACUGUAGGCUCGUUUGGUCGAAUGGAAUGCGGUUUAUAGUGCGAAUUCUGAAGAUUGCCAACGGGUUCUACUUAUCCACCGGAUGGCGAGAGUUUGUUCGUGCUACGGGCGUCGUACACGGCGAUCAUCUCACCUUCACUUUGGUGGAUGUUGGAAUUUUCAAUGUUAAGCGGUUUGAUAGCGCAUCGCAUUGUCCACCGCAGGGAGACGUUGACGUUGUUGAAGACGACGACGUCGAAGGUAGCUACUCACCGGACAUCGAUACAUCCGACGAUUACGUACCAUCUGAGAAUGAAUCUGACACAACUGUGGAUGAGGACUAUGUGGACGAUAGCGGGGCACUAAACAUCGACGGCCUCCCUACAUUCAUCAUUUCGCUCAACCAGGCGAACAUCAAUGGCAGCCUUGAGAUCCCUUAUGGCUUCUGGCUACGCAAUAUCCCACUGGGGGCAGUUAAAGCGGGCGCGUAUCUGGUGAUCGAACAGGGGAGGUGGCGAUGUACACUAAAAAACAAGUCGAGCAAGAUAUGGGUGAAGCAUGGGUGGUCUCGAUUAAAAAACGAGCACAACCUGGUUGAAGGGGUGCGUUGCCAUUUCAAGCUUGUUGAUGCACUUGACGUCACAUUUUACGUGUUCUUUGAACGUCCUUAA
Salvia splendens (bonfire salvia) is the source of this 831-nucleotide messenger RNA. RefSeq names its product B3 domain-containing protein REM8. The transcript has 4 exons. The coding region runs from base 1 to 831 and encodes 276 amino acids. The record is from RefSeq and is a predicted model, not a curated record. NCBI's taxonomy places the organism in Eukaryota, Viridiplantae, Streptophyta, Magnoliopsida, Lamiales, Lamiaceae. Gene Ontology annotation, molecular function: DNA binding.